This is a messenger RNA of Dromaius novaehollandiae (emu), 4108 nucleotides long. It is a transcript of the gene STXBP6, whose product is annotated as syntaxin binding protein 6. Gene Ontology annotation, cellular component: exocyst; plasma membrane. The coding region runs from base 374 to 1006 and encodes 210 amino acids. The transcript has 7 exons. NCBI's taxonomy places the organism in Eukaryota, Metazoa, Chordata, Aves, Casuariiformes, Dromaiidae. Gene Ontology annotation, biological process: exocytosis; Golgi to plasma membrane transport. Gene Ontology annotation, molecular function: phosphatidylinositol-4,5-bisphosphate binding. The record is from RefSeq and is a predicted model, not a curated record.
CCGAUUGGCGCAGCCGCGCACGUGGGGCCGCCCGCCCGCACGCCUCGGCGCUCGCAGCGCGGCCGCCGCCGCGGGCUCCGUGCGGGGCGGCGCGGGCACUCAGCGCACCCUGGUGCGCACCGCCCGCCCGCAGCUGCGGCGAGCAGAGCAGAGCAGAGCAGAGAAGAGCCGAGCGGAGCCGAGGAGCCGGCAGGAAGACCGCAUUUACUGGUGUCCUGUGACUUCUUCAGGGGACGUGUAGGUGUGUGUUUCCCUGUCCUGACUUAAGCAAUAACUUCUGCAUCUUUGGAGAACAGUUUGUGACUGGAGAUUGAUUUCCUCCAUCUGCAGAUUUAUUUUGGAGAGCAGCAGCCUGCUCUAUUUGUGAUCUACAAUGAGUGCCAAAUCUGCAAUCAACAAAGAAAUUUUUGCCCCACAUGAUGAAAGGAUGCUGGGAGCUGUCCAAGUGAAAAGAAGAACGAAGAAAAAGAUUCCUUUCCUGGCUACUGGAGGUCAGGGUGAAUAUUUAACAUACAUCUGCCUGUCAGUGACGAACAAGAAACCGGCUCAGGCAUCUAUUACGAAGGUGAAACAGUUUGAAGGUUCCACGUCCUUUGUCAGGAGAACGCAGUGGAUGCUCGAGCAGCUUCGCCAGGUCGAUGGUAUCGACCCUAAUCGGGAUUCCCCAGAAUUCGAUUUACUAUUUGAAAAUGCUUUCGACCAAUGGGUAGCAAGCACAGCCUCAGAAAAAUGCACAUUCUUUCAGGUUCUUCAUCACACUUGUCAGCGGUACCUUACAGACAAGAAGCCAGAAUUUAUCAACUGUCAGUCUAAAAUUAUGGGAGGUAACAGCAUACUCCAUUCAGCAGCAGACAGCGUGACAAGCGCAGUACAGAAGGCGAGUCAGGCUUUGAAUGAGCGUGGUGAAAGGCUAGGUCGAGCCGAAGAAAAGACAGAGGAGCUGAAAAACAGUGCUCAGCAGUUCGCAGAAAAUGCACACAAGCUUGCCAUGAAGUACAAAUGUUGAGAUACUGCCCAAAGUCAAAAUCUGCCCGAGAGCAACUGAAAAGCUAGGUUCAGCAAUUUUUACAGGAGAAUCCAGGCUUCCACGAGCUUUUUCCUUCCAGUUCAGUGGAGAUAAGUUCUUUCAGUUUCUGUGCCAGAAAAAAUAUUGUGUUUUUACCUGUUUGAUUUAUUUUUUGUUCUUUUUUGUAAGAUUGCUACACAAUCCUGCAGUACUACUUCCAACCUGUAUUUCAGUUAUUACAGGAGUUAAAGCAAACAGGGAAAGUGGACCAAAUGAUAAGCUGAUAAGUAUUAAACUAGGAAUAAUCUUCCCCCAUACUUUUUCCUGAUAGUGUACAGGAAAAUAUUUAACUGGCUGUGGAGAUGUGUGUGGAAAUAAAAUCCAAAGAAAGGUUAUACUUUUUUCAUUUUCUGUAGCAUUAGCAGAAUGUGAAUGUUGGAAUUAAACACUGAGGUCGUAACUAUAGUGGAGAAUAGCCUGCUUUGUUAUGGGAGACAGAAAACAAUAUUUCUUCUUCCCAAUGCAGGAACUUUUGCACGUGCCAUUACCAGCAUUUGGAAAUGGAUAUCUGAAUUACAUAAGGGAAUCUGUUACUGUGCUGCAUUUUGAAUAUUUAUAUUUUACCUUCCAGAUGGAUUAUUUGAAUUGUAUAAUGAAACCUAGAGAAUGUAUGCUUAAGGUCUCAAAGUUCUGAGAAAAAUGUGAUUUUUUACAUCUGUGCGCACAUAGUUGUGCCUCAAACUCAAUCUAGAAUUUAGCAAUCUGGUAAAAAAAAAAAAAAAAUAAUAAUAAUAAUAAUAACAUUUCAUUUUCUUUUUACCUGUGAGUCCCUGCGUAACAGCCCAUAGAAAUGAAAAUGCCCCAUUUUCUCAGUCACCUGUUUUGCAUAAAUUCUACAGUAAGAUUUUUUGGGGAAGAAUUCAGAGAUUUGUCUGGUUAAAAUGAAUUGACUUUUGUGUUAGCUAGUCCUCUGAUUCUUAAAAUAGAAGCUUUGAAAAAGCAUGUCUUAGCACAUAUAUUAUCACUGGAAGAGUGGCUGCCUACUGAUGUUUCUCUUACAAAAAUAAAUUGGUUACUCUUCCAUGACACAUGUAUUCUUAACAUUUAUUAAGAUGUUCUUAUUUACUUCUAGAAUUAAAAAAAAAGAAAAUAAAAGAAAAAGCGGGGAUGUCACACACUUUUUUUUUUUUUUUUAAACAUCUGUAAGCUAAAACAGAAAUUCUGGCAGAAGUUUCAGCCUUCAUCUUUCAAAGAUACGUGCUGUUUAAAAUCAAUGCACAGAAUUUUCUAUCCUCAUAAAACUGAAAAGCCAGAGACCUGGCAUUAUCUGAAUGUACUGUAGUUUUCAUUUUCACUGUAGAAUAAGAUUUUUGCAUUAUUAAUGACACUUUAAACAGUCUAAAAUCCUCAGAGCAAUGCUUGGAAUAGGGAUGGAAGCUUUUGGAGUAACUGAGACUAUUUUAGUUACUGCAAGCUGAAGUAACUGAAAAUCUCUCUUGGAAAUGUGCAUAUUGUAAGAUGAUGCUUGGCUUUAGGAAAACAAUCAAACUAAAUACAUCAACUACUUCAAAGUGGUGCAUUCAAAUUUUACUUUUUUUUUUUAAUAACUUGAACUAUUUUGUAUCAAGCUUUUUUCUAAUUUCACACUGGGAUCGAGAGAAACAGGAAAUUUGUCAUCUAUAUAGUACCAAACAAUCAUUUCAGGAUUACCUCUAACAAUUAUUGCAACCUGCGCUGACAACAGAAAAAUAAUUAGGCCAGCUGCGUGUUACAAGUGGGAACAGUGUCUUUUAAGAUGGGAGUUCUGAACACUUAGUUGAGCUACUUACAAUUAAUACUUGUCCUGGAAAUGUCAGCAGCUUUCUGAGAACAAUUGUAAUGAAUGUGGAUAUUUUUGCAAAUUAACAAGUAAAAUAGGCUCUUAUUAGAAAUUAAAUUUCUGCUAGAGACAAAAUGUUACUUUUUUUUUUUAACAGCUGCGUUAGAAUUCAGUCAUGCAUUUUUGACCACACAACUGUCUUCUGUCAUCGACUUUUCUACUCUAAGUAGUUUUUAGCUAUAUUCUUGGUGAUUCUGUUGCUAACCUAACCUAAAUGUUUCUGUUCAGAGAAAGAUAGAACAGGCUUUGAACUGCUGCCACCUAGCUGGUUCUCUAAGGUUGUCAAUAAUUUAGAAGAAAUAUCUAAACUCCAGAUCAGGUAAACCUGAGAAGAAUUACUUGCCUAAAUUCAGAUUAAAAGGCAUAGAUUUUCGGGUGUUUACAUGUUUUAAUAUCAGCUGCAGAGGUCCAGUUCACACUUGCAGUGCUGAGUUCCAGAUCUUUCAUGGAUUCAACAUUAUGUCAGUCCCAUUGACAGUUUUGCCACAUUGGUUUUGUAUAUCUUCCUGUUUGAGUUUAAUGUAUUACAUAUCAUAACUCAGGACUUUUUUUCAGCCAUCAAAAGCCAAUUGCUACGGGAUUUUUGAGUAAACUAGUGAUAUGGAUGAAAAAAAGAGUUUACUUGCAUUUUUAUUUUGUUCUUGCUAUUCAUUAAACUGCAAAACUUGGUGUUUUCUAGAAAAAUGUCAAAGAUGUGUACUAACAUCUAUCCAAAGGUAAAUCUUAUAGCAUUGCAAUUUCCUCCUGGAAUUUAGCUUGUAGUGUAUACAACAUAGUAUUAUUAGAUAUCCAUGUACAUAACAUACAUAUACAUAAUUCAGGUUAAUGUUUCAUAUUAAAGAAUGUAUUUGUAAAUUGUAACAAGAUCAAUAGUUUCCUUAUCUUUUUAAAGUUCUGCAAAGAAUAAAAUAAUGCAUUGUUAGACUUGAGACUACUGUACUGCAAAAUCUGUCUUAAAAGGCUACUUUUGUGUCUAGCAAAAGUUGUGCAUUAUGUGAAAUAUUAACAAACAUGUGCUCUCUAAAAAGUGAUUUAAAGGUAGGUAGGUUUUGCUAUAAUAUGCCAGAAUUGUCAUACUUGCUGAUAUCUGUUGUAACAAAUUCCUCAGAAGUUUGCAAAGAUGUAGAAAUAAUUUUGUGCCAUUCUGGAAAAAAGUGGGACCUGCUCUGAGUCUUACUGGAAACCCUGAUUUUGUCAUUAAACACUUUAACUGUGAAAGAAAA